AUGCCCACCAUGCGAUGGACAUCCGAGCCUAGGACCUUUCCAACUUCUGGCUGUAAACUGAUCGACGCAUCCACCAAGAUCGAAGAAGAAACUUUACCAAGCCAUAUCCCAGAGUCAUGCUACCUAGUGGAACAAGGGGAGAUCAUGAACGACAGAUAUCAAGUGAUCUCUAAGAUCAGCUACGGUGGUUCCUCGACCGUCUGGCUGGCUCGCGAUCUCUUGACUCACGUCGUCCUUAAAGUCUAUAGACUGGAGAUCGGUGUCUACAAUCGCAUACAAUCCAUAGAGACCGACCACCCUGGCCAAACGGACAUCCGCAAACUCCUCGAUCAUUUCUGCCUUCACGGUCCCAGCGGUCGUCACGCAUCCCAUCUGAUCCAUACUGAUCUUCAGAUGGAAAACCUACUUCUGCCGGCGGCUUCUCCGGCCAGAAUGUCUAAGUACGAGGAAAAUGUGAUCAAAUGCCCGUUGCCACGGAAACACAAUUGCGGGACGAUCAUGCCGGACUUCCACCGUGCCCCUGAGGUUAUCCUGGGCUUUCCGAGCUGGGACUACAAAGUUGACAGCUGGGGGGCUGGGAUGUUGGCUUGGGACACUAUCAGUACUCGCCCAUUGAUCACGAAUCACAGGAAGGACGGUCAUUGGGACGAUGGCGCCCACAUCGCGGAGUUGGUCGCUCUUCUCGGGCACCCCCCUCGCGAGUCCACCCGUCAGGGAACCUAUAGUCAUCUUCUCUGGGAUGCCAACGGGAACUGGACAGACCUGGUCCCUAUCACGGACCGAAGUCUCGAACAAGCCGCGGCCUAAUAUCGAUUGCGAGGACCUGAAGGGCUUCCUGCGGUGGCUGCAUCGAGCACUGCAGUGGGAUCCCAAAGUCCGUCCGACGAUCUUGGAUCUGUUCAUGGACCCAUGGCUGAUGAGAGGGAUGAAAGUGCGGAGAGACGCUCCGGCUUUGAAGGAAUAUCAUCCAGAUAUCGUCGGGGUGGUUGAGAUCAUCGACUGAUUCGGUGGUCGAAACCAAUCCCUUGGACUUUGGGGGAAGUCGAUUCAUCGAUCCUGCGCACUUCGUGCUUAGUGUUUCUGUUCUUGUUGCCGACUGUGUUUAUGCUUCUGAGGGAAAUCUGGAAAUUUUAUACUUCGUCAAUUAUCUUAUGCAGCAUCAACUCAGAAUGAAGAUCUAGUUCGAG
Messenger RNA from Aspergillus aculeatinus CBS 121060, 1187 nucleotides. RefSeq lists its product as uncharacterized. Bases 1 to 807 code for a protein of 268 amino acids. Gene Ontology annotation, biological process: regulation of mRNA processing; spliceosomal complex assembly. The transcript has 6 exons. The record is from RefSeq and is a predicted model, not a curated record. NCBI's taxonomy places the organism in Eukaryota, Fungi, Ascomycota, Eurotiomycetes, Eurotiales, Aspergillaceae.